GAGGGGAAGAGAGUAGAGGUGGAAAGGGUGGGGGAGAGAGUGGUGGAGGAGGGGAAGAGAGAGGAGGAGGAGAGAGUGGGGAAGAGCGGAGAGGGACAACAGAAAGUGGAAAAUGUUGAGGAGGGGAAGACUGUGGAAAAGAAAGAGGUGAAGGAGAAGAAGGAGGAAGUGAAAAAUGACCAAGAGAUGGAGAACGACAAGGAGCUAGAAGAUGAAGACGAGGAGAUGGAAAAACCUGUAAUCAAUUCUUUACGUCGACCCGAGACUUCCAAUAUUAGCUUCAGUGAGACCUCUACAGCCAUGGAGGGACAAGAAUUUAUGGACCAGUUUCUGGAAAACCCUGAAGCCAAACAAAUGUGUUUCCCAGAAGCAACGUGUGAAUUUCUGCCUCCUUUCUCAGGGCUAAUACACCUCAGCCUUGCAAAAAACAAGAUAGCAGACGACGAGGAGCUGUUAGCUGUCUGUCUUUUCCCAGCACUGAGUAAGCUGACCAUCUAUAAAAACCCAAUCACCCUCAGCACCGGAAGGAAGCCCCAUCUGGUGAUCUCCAUGCUGAGGGACAGGCUAGGGAUUGACCUGAUCACCCAUGAGCCACGGCCACAGGACAGGACACCUGUUUUCAAGGUCUUCAAUCCAAAGCACAAGGUUGAUACCCACAUACCGAAGAUCCCAAAGCAGCCCCUGAUGCUCGAGGCAGCCAAACAGCUCCUUGGCUUGGACAAUGCUGGCCCUGGACAGACCCAGAGUGGGGAGGCAGAGCCCAGAACUGCAGGCAAGGCAGAUCUCAUGGCAGUGUCACAAGAGAAAUGCAGGGAAAAGGGCAGCAUCCCUGAAUCAAUCACCAGAACUCCAGAGAGGACACACCAGGAGCCUGUGGAAGGAUUCUUCAUGACCCAGGUUGAUGACAUCACAUUGAGGAGCGAAGCUGAGGUGGACCUGGGGGAAAAGCACACCACAGAACUCUCAGUAACAACUGAUCUCCCCAAGAGAUACAGAGGCUACGAGGAACUCCUGGAUGCUGCAACUGACCCUGACUUUGUGGAACCAGUUGGUAUUCAACAGAAUGUCCAGCAGCUGGAAUGGUACCUCCGGAAACUGCAGCCGUACCCGGACCCCUUUCGCCAUGUGAGCCUCCAGCAGAGGCGCUACGUUCCCAAGCAGAGGAAGGUCCAGAAGCUUCCGGAACCUACGUCCCACAAAAGCAAAGCCAAUAAAAUGGAGGAAAUCCUGAAGAGGAUGAAGGAGCAGAGAGCCAUGAUGGUUGUUCCAUUAGCUCAUGUCCUGCAGGGUAAGGGUGUCACCAGGCAGGAGUACGAUGAGGCCGUGGCUCUACUGAGGGACCUACAGCUGAAAUACACGGAGCUGCGCGAGCGACUGGCGGCCAACAUGAACAGGCUGUAUGAGCAGUGCAAAGACCUCAGGAGUGAGCGACCAGAACAGGACACACUGAGUGCCAACUCUAGUAGGAUGGACUUCUGAAGGGCUGUAUUAAUGGUUCCCAACAUCUGUCCUUCCCAGACCCUCUGCUACCAACUGAUUGCUUUUAUAAUCCAUAAAUGUGUGAAGAUCACAUUUUUUUAAACUCCAGUUACUUGAGAAACUGAUUUCAUUCUCCUUGGAGGUCCCAUACCAUUGGGAGUACAAGCAACCAAACUGCUGAUGUGGAGAAAACUCAUGGAAAGGAAGCUUAAUGACAAACUUAAUUUGGCUUCAGUUUUCUAAUUUUCUUUUUCAUAGUACUGCCGUGUUUUAGGGCGGUUUGCAAUGAGCAAGCCAAACUAGGGAUUGGUUUCAGGGAGGUUCAUAGGUUUAUCAAAUUCUUACGUUUUUAAUCCAAGGUUCACGUCGGAUGUGUUACAACACUUGCGGACUGCCCCCAGCACAUCCUCAGACUGUGUUGGUUGUUAACACAAACAUUUUACUGUAUCUAACUAUCACAAAUAAAACUAAUCUUUAAGAAUAUUUAGUUUUUAAGGCAUUGCUGGGAAUGCUACCUUUUCGACAAAAUGAUAAACUUAGCUCACUUCAGCCUUGAAAUGUGGGGUGAGGAAAAAUGUCUUUAGCCAAAGGGUGUUGAAUCUGUGGAAUUUAUUGCCACAGGCGCUGUGGAGGCCAAGUCAUUGCAUAUAUUUAGA
This is a messenger RNA of Mobula hypostoma (lesser devil ray), 2135 nucleotides long. It is a transcript of the gene xrra1, whose product is annotated as X-ray radiation resistance associated 1. NCBI's taxonomy places the organism in Eukaryota, Metazoa, Chordata, Chondrichthyes, Myliobatiformes, Myliobatidae. The record is from RefSeq and is a predicted model, not a curated record. The transcript has 10 exons. Bases 187 to 1479 code for a protein of 430 amino acids. Gene Ontology annotation, cellular component: nucleus.